AUGGCACCAGCACCUAUUGCACAGGCUGUCACAGUGUCAUUGGAGGAGCUUCGAAAUGGUUCCGUCUCGUUAGAGACACUCCAACAAGCCUUUGGCCCAGACUCGCUGGGCAUAUUGGUAGUCAAGGAUGUACCAGAGGAGUUUCACAACCUCAGACGCCAGGCUCUCUCAUUUUCGUCGUAUCUUGGUAACCUGCCAGAUAAAGAGUUGGAGAAUCUUGAAAAUUCCAAGGCAAAAUACCUGACCGGCUGGUCACUGGGCAAGGAGACGCUCAAAAACGGCCAGCCCGACGCGCUCAAGGGCUCCUUCUACGCCAACUGCGCCUUCUACGUGGACCGGACGCUAGACUGCGCCGCCCCGACGGCCGAGUACAACGCCGACAACUUCCCCGAGUACCUGUCGCCCAACGUGUGGCCGCCCGAAGAUGUACUCCCGGGCUUCAAGCCGGCCGUCGAGGGCCUGUGCCAGACCAUCAUCGACGUCGCCGUGCUGGUGGCUCGGGCCUGCGACCGCUUCGCCCAGCAGGAGAUCAGCGGCUACCCGGCGGGCGGGUACCUGGAGAACAUGGUCAGGACCUCGACCACCACCAAGGCCAGGCUACUGCACUACUACCCCGCCGAGGGGGAGGCCGGUGCGGCGGCGGGUGCCGACGAGGGUGAGGACGACGACUGGUGCGCGACCCACCUGGACCACGGGUGCCUGACCGGCCUGACGUCUGCCAUGUUCGUGGACGAGGAGGCGGUAGGGCUCAAGCCCGGCAGCAUCCCGACGGCGUCGCCGCUCAAGGCGCUGGACGAGCUCCCGGCCUCGCCGGAUCCGCGCGCCGGCCUGUACAUCCGGUCGCGGACGGGCGAGACGGUGCAGGUCAAGAUCCCACGGGACUGCAUCGCGUUCCAGACGGGCGAGGCGCUCGAGAGGAUCACAGAGGGCAAGUUCAAGGCCGUGCCGCACUUUGUCAGGGGCGCGAGGACCGACGACAUGAAGAGGGUUGGGCGCAACACGCUUGCCGUCUUUACGCAGCCGAACCUCGGUGAUCUGGUUGAUAUCAAGCAGGGGAUCACAUUUGGGGAGUUUGCGAGGGGUGUUGUUGCAAAGAACACGGUGGGUUGA
This is a messenger RNA of Pyricularia grisea, 1110 nucleotides long. RefSeq lists its product as uncharacterized. NCBI's taxonomy places the organism in Eukaryota, Fungi, Ascomycota, Sordariomycetes, Magnaporthales, Pyriculariaceae. The coding region runs from base 1 to 1110 and encodes 369 amino acids. The transcript has 3 exons. The record is from RefSeq and is a predicted model, not a curated record.